GCGAGCACUCAGGCAAAGUCUAAAAAUGGCGUCCAUCAUGGAGGGGCCGCUGAGCAAAUGGACUAACGUCAUGAAGGGGUGGCAGUACCGCUGGUUUGUACUGGACUAUAACGCCGGGUUGCUGUCAUACUACACUUCCAAGGACAAGAUGAUGCGUGGCUCUAGAAGAGGCUGUGUGCGACUUCGGGGAGCUGUGAUUGGAAUCGAUGACGAGGACGACAGCACUUUCACCAUUACCGUGGACCAGAAGACUUUCCAUUUUCAGGCCCGUGACGCAGAUGAGCGGGAGAAGUGGAUUCAUGCCUUAGAGGGGACGAUUCUUCGCCACACCCUUCAGCGGGAGGCAGAAACAGGAUUCGUUCCCAGCGUUCAGGACUUCGACAAGAAGCUAGCUGAAGCUGAUGCGUAUUUGCAGAUUUUGAUCGACCAGUUAAAACUCUUCGAUGAAAAGAUUAAAGACUGCAAGGAAGAUGAGUCGCGCAGAAAAAUCGAGAACCUGAAGGACACGACUUGUAGUAUGGUAGAGUCCAUCAAACACUGUAUCGUACUACUACAGAUUGCCAAGGAUCAAAGUAACGAACAGCAACACACAAACGGACUGAUAAGCACCAUAAACCCAGUGGAUGGGGUAUUCCAGCCUGCCCCUCUCAACACGUCUGUAGUCAGUGCCAGUGCCAUGCCAACGCAGACCACUCUACCCACAGAUGGAGCUCAGGUGUGUAAAACUGAACAGAGGCCUUCUUCAUUACCCAUGGGCCCUGUUGUCACGGUGAUGGGCAGCCUUCAGACCCCCACUCCCAACAGCACAGGGAGUGGUCCUUCAGCUCCCAGCAGCAGCGUGACUUCGCCCAGUCACAUGAACAUACCACCCCACAGUGUCCCUGACUUCUCCUAUUCCAGCAGUGAAGAUGAGUUUUACGACGCAGAUGAGUUUUAUCAUAGCAGCACCUCACCAAAACACUGCAUAGAGGUUGUCUUGCCGACAUUUAUCUUGGAGCGGAGGUCGUUGCUGGAAAUGUAUGCAGAUUUCUUUGCUCACCCGGAUUUGUUUGUAAGUAUUGCGGAGCAGCAGGAUCCAAGGGACCGCAUGGUGCAGGUGGUAAAGUGGUACCUCUCAGCCUUUCACGCUGGUCGGAAAGGAUCUGUGGCCAAGAAGCCCUACAACCCCAUUCUGGGUGAGGUGUUCUUCUGUCACUGGGACCUGCCCGAAACAGAGGAUCCUGCUUCUUCUGAGUCUGUAUCAGAUGGGCCAUUGCCGUGGAGUAGCAAAAACAGUGUGUCAUUUGUGGCAGAGCAGGUUUCUCACCACCCUCCUAUAUCUGCGUUUUAUGCUGAGUGUUUCAGCAAGAAAAUCCAGUUCAACGCCCACAUCUGGACCAAAUCAAAGUUCCUUGGAAUGUCAAUUGGUGUCCAUAAUAUUGGUCAAGGUUGUGUGUCUUGUCUUGAAUAUGAUGAACACUAUAUUCUUACUUUUCCCAAUGGCUACGGGAGGUCAAUCCUCACUGUUCCAUGGGUUGAGCUGGGUGGAGAGUGCAAUAUUUCCUGUUCCAAAUCUGGCUACAGUGCCAAUAUAGUUUUCCACACCAAACCGUUCUAUGGAGGAAAGAAGCACAGGAUAACUGCUGAGAUAUUUGCUCCCAAUGAUAAGAAGUCAUUCUGCUCCAUAGAGGGAGAGUGGAAUGGUGUGAUGUAUGCAAAAUGGGCUACGGGGGAAAAUGCACUAUUUAUUGACACAAAGAAAAUUGGCAUUGUGAAGAAGAAGGUGCGGAAAUUGGAGGACCAGUUGGAGUAUGAAUCCAGAAGUUUGUGGAAGGACGUGACAACGAACCUGAAACUGAAGGACAUUGAUGCUGCGACGGAAGCCAAACACAGGCUGGAGGAGAUACAGAGGGCGGAGGCCAGAGAAAGGAAGGAGAAGGAAAUGCAAUGGGAGACGAGACUGUUUCAUGAGGAUGGUGAAUGCUGGGUCUACGACAAGCCUCUCCUGAAGCGACUAGCAUCGCAACGACACUGAGGCCGUUUCCAAAACCACCGAGUCUAGAAAACAGAACUCUCUCGCAAACCACUUUUCUUAUUCAGCCUUGGAAUGACUAACGAAUGAACCCUUACAGCUUUGCAUUUUCGAAGUUUGAACGAAUGACAAGAAGAAAACACAAACUUAAUCUAUACAAAUAAAAAAAAUAAACCUCCCUGCUCACUAGUUCAACACUUCCACCUCUCUAUCAACCAUUGAGCAAGAAAAAACACCACGAACACACAGAAGACGUGCAAAUCAAGCAAGCGGCAAAAGAAGAACGAUCCCAGUGGACGUGUCUCUCUCUCUCUCUCCUACUCCUACUCCUGAGGGGUUGAGGUGUUUUUAUCGAACAAACUCUGAAAACUACAGUGUUCUGUAUCUCAGGGAAGUAGUGGGCUGAUGAUUGAAGGCUGUAUCUUAAUGUUCAAAAAGCCUUAAAGGUGGAACCACAAAGUAAACAAAAUGAGAACUUGGUUCACAUACUGCUAGCUACAGCUGUUUAUAUAUAUGUAGAAGAUAUGAUAUAUUCUUGUUUUCCUUUUAUCUUCUUUCUCUAGGGCAAUAGUAACUGUUUGAAUAUACAUACAUGACGGCAACCAUUCCCUUUAUGUUCCACUGCAUCGUGAGUCUUUUAAGAGGAUGCAGUUUCAUGCUCCGAAAGCCACAAUGAGCAAAAGUUACUAUUUACAUGACGGGGCUGAAAUUUGAGACAACUUUGCCAUGGUUGUAUUCCAUUCCAAUAAUGUUUUUGUUUUUUUUGGGAAAUGAUUUGGUAUGCUCUCCAGAGCCUCGGGGAGGCUGUUUUUUUAUAGAUUGCUGUUUGAUUGUCCACAUAAUUUAUCAACUUAGUAUAAAAUUGGACUGUCCAGUAGGAAAUCGUAAAGGUGCACAAUAAAACCAUUUGACAAAUCUGUUGUUAUCCUGCUGUGGUCAAGCAACGUUAUCACAAAUUGCCCUGCAAUCUCUCUUUCUGUGAAAUGUCACAUUUUAAUCCGAAAUAAAUAUAUACGUUUCAUAUAGUCAUUCAUCGGAAAGAUUUGAUUGUCUUCUUAAAGGUAAAAGUAAGAGUCUGUGGAUGCAUGGAGUCACUCAGGUCAGUGUUUUCUCCUGGAAUGACGUCUAUACAUUGUGUAACAUUAUCAACAAGCAAAAUCAAAUUGUAUUAUCCAUUUUUUCUGAGAUGCAGUUGGAGCAAAACUGGCAAAACAUUAUUACUGCUACAGCUUAAAAAAGCCACUUGCUCUUCAUAUUCUGUAGUGAAUUGGAGGCCUUAUGCAGUAAAUUUCACUUUCGCCUAGUAUUGCUUUCCAGAAGCAAUCCCACCAAAAAAAUUAUUUGCCUGACAACAAUUGAUUGUACCAGAUUUCCAUGUAUCAAAGUAUAAUAUUAAAUCUCAGUGAGACCAA
Molecule: messenger RNA, 3423 nt
Organism: Sinocyclocheilus rhinocerous
Lineage: Eukaryota; Metazoa; Chordata; Actinopteri; Cypriniformes; Cyprinidae
Product: oxysterol-binding protein-related protein 9-like
Exons: 22
Coding region: 26-2014 (662 amino acids)
Cellular component (GO): Golgi apparatus; cytosol; membrane
Molecular function (GO): sterol binding
Source: RefSeq, a predicted model, not a curated record